AUGCCGGAGAGCAAGCUGGGCCGGGACGGCAUGCGCGUAAGUGCCCUGAUCGACAUCACGAGGCCUAGUCCGCUGCAACGGCAGACACAGGACGACAUGCUGAAUGCGGGGUGCGGCGCCGUUCUCUCCUCCCCGUCCGCAGGGUUAUUGGCAGCGCAUGCGGUGCUCAAGAUGCAAACUUACAAAGGGCUGCGCAGCCACUCCGAGGUAGGAGACUCGUCGUGUGUCCUGGACCCAAAACAUGCAAGUCACGACGCACUGAGGCCGGAGCCCGCACGGCAUCAGGGACGAAGCAUGCAAAACAAGGUCGGCCAAAGGCAUCCAGGGGGCAGCUCAUGCGCAAGGCUGGCACAGGGGUGCAGAUGCCGAUGUCUGCACAAGGAAAGCUCCAUGUUUGGACUUCGCACGACCUGA
Messenger RNA from Symbiodinium natans, 414 nucleotides. NCBI's taxonomy places the organism in Eukaryota, Dinophyceae, Suessiales, Symbiodiniaceae. The record is from the annotation of a GenBank genome assembly.